Camelina sativa (false flax) is the source of this 1797-nucleotide messenger RNA. RefSeq lists its product as uncharacterized. The record is from RefSeq and is a predicted model, not a curated record. NCBI's taxonomy places the organism in Eukaryota, Viridiplantae, Streptophyta, Magnoliopsida, Brassicales, Brassicaceae.
CAAAAUCUCAUUUGUCUCUCUUCUUCAGUUCUUCUUCUUCCUCUUGCUCUUCUUCUUCUUGUAUCUGUAAAUAUAUAGAGAAAAUAAAGAAGAAAAGAUUUGGGCAUUGACAAUAAUGGAUUACGAGAGGAUAGAGAAGAAGAGCAUAAUCUCGCCAACGAAGCUGCGGAUGAAGCUAAUGGGUCCUCACAAUAACAAGAAGAAAGAAGGAUCCAAGUCUAACAGUAACUCUUCAAGAACUUCUCCUUCUCGUCUUCAGAUUUCAGAUGACACCGAGUUCUCCAAGAACAGCUUGUUAGCUUCUCAUACUUAUUCUGACGACGACGACAAUAAUGUGGCGGUUACAACUACGGAUGUCGAAGUAGCUAAACUUCCAAAUGAGCCAGUUCUGGAUCUAACCGAGAACGACAAUCAAACCUCGAGACAUGAUGGUGUUGUGAAGGAAAACGAUCAACCAAGACUGCAGCAAUAUAGAAAAGGGGACUUGAGUAUGGCUUCUCACAUGAUGAGACCUCAAGAAGAUGAGAACCUUGAUUAUGACAGUAACGCUAGCUCUUCAAGCUUCGAGUUUCACCGAGCUCGUGGCGAGCGUUCGAAUCAGAAUCAUGGGUCAAGAGCUUACCCUUCGAGACAAAUGCCAUCCAAAUGGAAUGAUGCUGAGAAGUGGAUAAUGAGCAGACAGAACAUGGUGAUGAGGAAGAACGGUCAAGGGAACCGGGUGCCCGUUAGAGUUGUGCCUGAUAAUGCAGGUUACGAGCAUAACAAAUCUAGGAUGGAUUCGUGCCACUAUGGAGGAAACUCGUUGAUCGAUCAAUCUGCACAAAGCAAUGAUCUUGUGGAUACAACAAAGGUUUCAUCACAUGAUAACACAAUAGGUAAAAAGAAAGGUGGUCCUGCGAUUCGUUCUGUAUGUAUGAGAGAUAUGGGAACUGAUAUGACACCAAUACCGAGUCAAGAACCUUCAAGAUCUGUCACACCAGUUGAUGCAACAACUCCUCUUCGAAGCCCGACCUCAUCUCUCCCUUCGACUCCUAGAGGUGGCCAACAGCAGGACUCUUCUUUGUCGCAAGACCAGUCGAAAAACACAAGAAGAGAACUAUCUGAGGAGGAAGAGAAAGCGAAGACGAGGAGAGAGAUUGUAGCUCUUGGAGUUCAGCUAGGGAAGAUGAACAUUGCGGCUUGGGCAAGUAAAGAAGAAGAGGAGAACAAUAAAAAAAAUGAAGAUGCAGAGGAGGCACAGAAGAUUGAGUUUGAAAAACGAGCUACUGCAUGGGAAGAAGCAGAGAAAUCCAAACAUAAUGCAAGGUAUAAGCGUGAGGAAAUCAGAAUCCAAGCUUGGGAAAGUCAAGAGAAAGCCAAACUCGAAGCAGAAAUGCGACGUAUUGAGGCUAAAGUUGAGCAGAUGAAAGCUGAAGCUGAAGCAAAGAUAGUGAAAAAAAUUGCGAUGGCUAAGCAAAGGUCAGAAGAGAAACGGGCUUUGGCGGAAGCUAGAAAAUUCCGUGACGCUGAAAAGGCAGUAGCUGAAGCCCAAUAUAUCCGGGAAGCUGGUCGAAUACCGGCUUCUGGUUACAAGAUAUGUUGUGGUUGGUUCUCAUGAGGCACUAGAUUGAGUUUUUGGGCUUUGAGUAAACCAAGAUUGGACUCUCAGAUCCCCUUUUGUGUAAUAUAUAAAUGGAAUGCAUUUUUAUGUUGCAUAGAUUCAAAAGAGAAUGCCAAAGAUUGUGCCUUAGGUUAGGGAUUCCUAUUGCCUUCAGGAACAAGUUAACAAUCCAAGAAUUGAAAAAACAAAUUGCUAGA